This is a messenger RNA of Lodderomyces beijingensis, 1161 nucleotides long. The record is from the annotation of a GenBank genome assembly. Lineage: Eukaryota; Fungi; Ascomycota; Pichiomycetes; Serinales; Debaryomycetaceae.
AUGGCUACUAACAACUCCCCGGACGCUUUCCACCAGCAGAGGUUGGUGCAAGCACAAAAUAAAGCUAAUAACCCGUUUUUGCAGCAGUUGGAGCAAAAAUGCCACAAUGACAGUGUUGCUGAAUACCACAUUGACGUCUUGGAGCACUUGUUCACCGCAGAGAUCCAGACGUUGCCUACGUUGGGGUUGAUUGAGCAGCAGCCAGAGAUCAAGUUGAGCAUGAGACCGUUGUUGCUUGAUUUUUUGUUCGAAGUUGGCAACAUUCUCAACUUGUCGAGAUCCACGUUCCCACUUGCAGUUAGCUUGAUUGACCGUUACUGCUCAACACGAAUCGUCAAGAAGCAACACUACCAGUUGUUGGGGUUGACGUCGUUGUGGAUCAGCUGCAAGAACUUGGACUCCAAGUUUAAAAUACCCACCUUGAGCGACUUGAGAAAGAUCUGUGUUGAUAGCUACACCAAGGAGUUGUUUAUUGAGAUGGAGAAGCACAUCUUGAAGUCGUUGGAGUGGGUGGUCAAUGCGCCCACCUACGACGCGUUUGUCGAUAGCUUUCUCAGCCUCUUGACGUCCGGUAGUGACUCCCAGGCCAUGAUUAUCAAGCACAACAUCCAAAAGAUCAAGGUGACUGCGUAUUACCUUGGCGAGUUGUUCCAGUUUUACCCCAACAUUUACUUUGACUACUCGUCGUCGAGAAUCGCCAUUUUGGCCAUCAUGUCGGCCAUCUCGUUGCUGAAGCUCCCCAUCAACUUGAUGACGAUUUUACAUUUCUACAACAAUGUGCUAGCAGUGUCAACCUCCCCACAGCACUUUCCACGCUUGGUGCUAGUGAUUGAGGAUUUCCAAACAGUGUUUCAGAAUAUCAAGUUCCUCGCUAUCCCCAACAGCUUGCAACAGAAAUAUUUAAUGAACUGCCGCCGCACCAACCCCAACGGCACCAGUGAUGGCAACCGCAACGGCGCACUUGCUGCCAACAGAGCCGUUCCACCAAAGACGCCAAAAGUUUCCAUGCCUUUGACCCCGGGGCCAAGUCCCGAAGAGCGAAUUGAUAGAAAAAGACGGGAAACUUUGGACCAGCCUCUGCUUGGGGGGAACAACGCGCCCGGUCCGAAAAGAAUGAAGAGUAAUGAUACCACCACCUCAGGAGCCCCUCAUAGAAUAUAG